AUGGCUGGACUGGCAUUCGUCAUCAUCAGCUGGGUGUUGGUUACCGUAGCAUCUUUAAGUGAAGCUAAAAAGGCCAAGGAUUCUGUCAUCGUGCUCUCGAGGAACAGUGACAAAGUAAGCCUCAGUAAUGAAAGAAGAUGUCAUGUUGUGCAUCAGUCUUAGCAGUAUUGUAUAGCGAGAUCAUCUUUUUUGUGAUGUUUUAAAUCCUUGAAGAUAUAUAUCUCGCUUACCGUAAUUCUUACUUUACCGUAACCUUUCAGGAUUACCUCCCGUCCCUAUACGAGUACCCGUUCCUCGCUACCAACCUUGAUCACCGGCUUUACAAACAGACCGAUGCCGACUCCUUCCCCAUAAUGCAGGCUCCGGUCGCUCUCUCUAAUCCCAUCUGGAAUCUUAUCAGCCACGCCAGCCGAAUGUACAGUAAGAGUCGGCGUGCCACUGAGAAAUGA
Bursaphelenchus okinawaensis is the source of this 449-nucleotide messenger RNA. Lineage: Eukaryota; Metazoa; Nematoda; Chromadorea; Rhabditida; Aphelenchoididae. The record is from the annotation of a GenBank genome assembly.